Molecule: messenger RNA, 5297 nt
Organism: Siniperca chuatsi (mandarin fish)
Lineage: Eukaryota; Metazoa; Chordata; Actinopteri; Centrarchiformes; Sinipercidae
Product: rho GTPase-activating protein 20-like
Biological process (GO): signal transduction; regulation of Rho protein signal transduction
Molecular function (GO): GTPase activator activity
Source: RefSeq, a predicted model, not a curated record
AGUCAGUUGAUGCCGACCGGAGCCUCAGCACUCAGAGCAAGCAGCGCUCAGACCCGUACACACAGAGAGGAGCGCAGUGCACAGGUUUCACCUCCUCUUCCUCCGGAUGAACUCCUCUCCAUCAUGGAUUCUCUUCGUGCUCGUGCUAUGCUCUCCGCCGGAUAAACUUUGGACUUACACUCGUAUCAUGGGAAUAUACUGUCUGUGCGCUCGGCCCCGUGGACCUAUACAGUCUUGAUGGAAACCAUGUCACCGCAGCAGGGGACCAUGGGACAGAACAGGUCCGACUCUCUGACGGUAGAGAGCAAGGCGCUUCCCGACAACAAAAAGAAGAUGAAGACCCUGGCCCAGAGACGACAGUCAGCUCCCUCGCUGGUCAUCAGUAAAGCACUUACCAGAUCGAGAAGCACAUCCAGGGAAAGCUGCCUGACGCCAGUCAGCCCAGAGUCGUGUCCCCUGGUCCAGGCCUUCCUGGCUGAGUGUCCAGGUCGCCUAUUCCUGGGUCACACCCAAACGCAGCUGAAGACGGGCCUGCAGACCCAGGAGAGACACCUCUUUCUCUUCACCGACACACUGCUCGUCGCCAAGGCCAAGUCUUCCACUCAUUUCAAGGUGAAGGCCCAAGUCCGAGUGUGUGAGAUGUGGACGGCCAGCUGCAUGGAGGAGGUGUGUGAGGGAAGCACCAACCCAGAGAAGUGCUUCGUCAUGGGCUGGCCCACCUGCAACUGUGUGGCCACCUUCAGCUCUGAGGAGCACAAGGACAAGUGGUUGGCUCUCAUCAAAAGUCGGAUAAUUGAGGGAAAAGAGAAAGAUGACCCCAAGACCAUUCCUCUGAAGAUAUUUGCAAAGGAUAUUGGAAAUUGUGCAUAUGCCAAGACACUUGCGGUCAGCAACACUGACAGCACCACUGAUGUCAUCCGCAUGGCUCUGCUGCAGUUUGGCAUAUCAGGCUGCGUUAAAGACCACGGGUUGUGGGUGAGCUCCAGUAAGGACGACCCUCCGUACCCUCUCAUCGGCCACGAGUUUCCCUUCAGCAUUAAGAUGAGCCACAUUCGGGAUGGUGGGAGCAGUGGUGGAGGACUGGGAGGAGGAGCAGGCAGGGAUCCAACAAGUCCCACAGACUGUCCAGGGGUGCUGCUGCUGGACCAGUGUCUCCCCCCAGAUACCCAGUGCCAGUUUAUCCUCAAACCCAGCAAGAUUGCCCCAGGACACGCUCCGCUUAUAGAGCCUGGUCAGCAGAAGUCUUUUAAGAGAAAGAGGUCUCUGAUCAACUGGCCUUUCUGGAGAGGCUCCAACACACAGCUGGACGGCCUGCCCCUGUCCCCGACCUUGCUCUCCCCCACUCAGGGACGGCUGUUCGGACGACCCCUGAGCUCCGUCUGCUCUCCAGACCAUGGCCUGCCCAAACCUGUCAUGGACAUGUUGGUGUUCCUGUACCUGGAGGGGCCGUACACAAGGGGCAUCUUCAGGCGGUCAGCUGGUGCCAAAGCCUGCCGGGAGCUUCGGGACAGACUGGACAGCGGUACUGAGGACCCGGAGAUCACACACCAGUCUGUGUUCGUCAUUGCUGCUGUCCUCAAGGACUUCCUGCGAAAUAUCCCGGGCAGCAUGCUGCAUGUGGAUCUGUAUGACCAGUGGAUGGAUGUGAUGGAAGGGGAGGGAGGGGAGGAGAGGACGCAAGCUGUCCAGAGGUUGCUCCACCUCCUUCCCAGUGAGAACCUGCUUCUCCUGCGCCAUGUGAUCGCCGUGCUGCACUGUAUCCAAGGCAACGCCCAUGACAACCAGAUGAACGCCUUCAACCUGUCCGUCUGCAUCGCUCCCAGCAUGCUUUGGGCUCCAACACCAAGCACCCCCGAGAUGGAGGGGGAGGGCACCAAAAAGGUGUGUGAGCUCGUUCGAUUCCUCAUAGAGAACUGCAGCAGCGUCCUGGGAGAAGACGUCAGCUCGCUGUUCAGAAGCUUCAGCCAGAAGAGCAGCAGUGACCACGGAUCAGAUGUGUCAUCCUUCCAGAUGAACGACUCAUCCUAUGACAGUCUGGAGAAUGAGCUCAACGACGACCCUGAGUCUCCUUACCAGGAACAGCUGCCCCUUCGUGACAAGGACAAGCCGGACAGCUGCAGCCGUGACUCUGUCAUCACCCUCAGUGAUUGUGACCCUGAUCCCGACCCCGAGACCGACCUCCUACUGCAGCUCCCCCCGCUGGCCAGACCCAGGAGGUUCAGCCCUGCAGUUCGACAGCUCCGCACCCGCCAGGCCAACGGCCCGUCACAGGGUCCCAGGAGGCUGAGGAGGAGUUCAGAGCCCGCCUUGACCCUGGCAAGCACACCACCCUCGGGCACAGUGACGGUUCACGCCGAUAACCACUGCCUACCAGUAAGGAAGGCGAGCUAUGAUGCUGCCAUGGAAGGGGAGGGGGAGGAGGACAAGGUCUUUCUGGAGCAGGGGCUGAGUGCGCUGCAGCUGAAGGAAGAGGAAGAGGAUGGAUGUGAGAAGGGAGGAGCCAAAGUCCAGAAUGGUGGACGGAGGAAGAUGAAGCAUGCCCCUCCGUCCCCGUUGCGACUGGAUGCCAGCUGUUCCAGUCUGUCGUCACCAGCAACCUCACCCACAGGCUCCUCCCUCAGCUCUUUAGACUCUGCCUUCUCACAGUACUCUACUGACUAUGCCACCAAUGGGGCGAUUCCAUUGGCUGAGCCUGCUCCUCUUUCCCCUCUCUUUCCUGGAAGGCCCCUGCUGUCAUCCAAGGGCUCCCCUCCUCAGAGGGAAGUCCCACCUCACUGGCCACAGCCCAACCAGCCCCUCGGACCUGCCAAACCCCCCCACCCUCAUGGUCUCCACCCUAACAUGUGGCUCAAGAAGGACCGCUGCCUUUCACUAAGGCAGCCUGAUAAUGGACACACAGAGGACUUGCCUAUGGAAAGCGGGAAAACCCACCCAAUCGGUAAUGGCUACUCCGUCAGUGCCCAGGAGGCCGUGGUGACGAACCGAAACUGCCAACGGAGAUCCAGCAGCCCUCCGUCCUAUCACCAGGCUCUGCUGCAGCUGCAGCGCAGCCGCUCUCCUUUCUACAGGGGGACAGAGAAACCUCUGACGGUCAGAGAGUUGAGGCAGCUCCACGACCAGACCUCUACCUACAGACCUCAAGUCUCCCCUAACAACCCCAAACCACACACAGGAAGUGAGGUCACACAGAGGCUGGCUAGAAAUGAGUGCGUGCAGCCCCCACAGGGUGUUUUCUAUGGACAGAGCGCCACCACUCUGGUCCUCCAGAGGCAAAAGUCCCACUCGCUAACUCCAGCCAUGGAGGGACCCAAAGAGAGGAGGACCCUUCCCCAUCCCCGCCGAGCAUCUGACCCCGCCAAGGUCACUGCAAACUCUAACUCCUCCUUCAGCCUCACCCGGGACAGACCUUGCACUUCUAAAGGUCAGUCCCAAGAUGGCGGCCUGAGAGUGUCAGAGGUGGAGCCCAACCAUGCCGAGCCACGCUUCUGCCUGUCUCCCUCUGCUACCCGGGCUGUAAGGGACUACUUUUCCUCUCAGGAUCAGGAGGAUGCAGAUGCUUGCCUGCGAAGGAGUCAGGAGGUGGCACUGGCUAUUGUGCAUGGGAAGAGGGAAUGGCAGAGCAGGCGGUGCAGUGACCCACGAGUGGAUGACUUUGACCAGCUUUUUUUUGCAGAAGAGUCAUACGUGUAAAUAAGAACUUUGUACAGACAAACUGUGUAUGAGAGACUGGUUAUAUCUGAUAUGUUCACUUGUAUACAACUGUCUUUGUUGUUGACGUGAUAAUGCUCCUCCAUAAACUCCUUUUUCCUUCUGGCAGCAGUAGUCAUCCCAAUAAAAAACGUUUUGCAGUUUACUGUAAUGGCACAGCCAAGGUUUUAAGUUUGUAAAAGGUACAGAUGCACUUCCUGGUUCCGCAUUUCACCUCCUUGUGGUAGUAAAAUGUUAAAAUGAAUUUUGAUUCCUUGCCCACCAGGAAAUUGAUGUCUGGCAAACAGUAAACUGAUAUAUUUGAAGUUGUUGGUUAUAAUCCACAAUAUUUUACAAAAGCGCGCUGACAGUGAUGUUGCUUUGUAGCACUGCAGUUGGGAUCCUCAAAAAAUUAUUUAUUAAGUAGUGAUGCCUGAUUCCGUGAACUCAUUAUAGAGAGGAAACAGUUGGUUUAAUUGGACAUCUGGAUCCCUAAACAAUCAUUAAAGCUGCUGUCAAAACAGGUCAGCGUUACAGCUCUUGUGCCAAAAUCUGGUUCCUCUGAGAAAUAUUUUUCUCUGGCAGUGUGUCCUUGUUUUGCCUUUGGAAUGUGUCAUUGCUUUUUCAGCACAUGAAGAAAAAAUGAAGGAAGAUGAGUUCUUCAGAAAUGAAAAGGAAAGGACAAAGAAGCCUUUUUUUCAUUCUCUGGAAGCUUGUAAAAUGAAAAUAUAUUUUUACCACUUCCAAAGCCAGCUGAAAAUCUAUAAAGACUGGUGGGAAAUCAAGGCCAUGUCACAUUUUUGUAGUCUGUUUUUAACAGCAAAACAUAUAUAAUUUCUUAUUAAAGAUGUGACUAAAUCUGCAUGAAAAUUGAGAAUUUACUGUAUCUCAUCAUACUCAUCUCAGUUUUCUUGUACCAAGGUCACACAUUUUUUAGGGGAUACAAAUGUUGGCACAACAAAAGUUUGUUAAUCCUGUUCUCUGUAGCAGUAAUGACAACAAUAUGGUCAUGAUGACUGCUAUGACUUCUUAUUGUUCCAAUGCUGUCGCCACUGCAGUGCUGAUUUCUUAGGUGACACUUGACCAUGAAUGACCUUAUUUCACUGUGCAUUCAUUUACUGAAAAAUAAAACAAAACUUAUAGAUAAUAUAUUCUUAGCACAAUGUAAGAGCGGUUUUCACGAGUAUUAACACAGUGUUAUUAUGAACUUAACAUAGCUUUUCAGCAGGAAUUCACACACUGGAAUAAGGCCAUUGUCAUGUUAAGUGUUUCCAUUUUAAAUGGUCUCAAAAAGUACUUUAUCCUAUAUUAUUAAUAUUAUAAUUAUUAUCUCCAUUACAGUGAAUUGUGUUCAACGUGUAUAGUUCUGCAUAUUUAUGAUACAUAAGUAUAUUAUUAUAUAUAAAUAUAUUAUCUUGUUACUUUGGUAUGUUGUGUUGUGUGAGAAAAUCAAAUGUGUAUUUUUGUACAUGCCAAUUCUGCUGCUGCUGUCUCUUAAGAAAGUAUAUUUGCUACAAAACGCACCAUUUGUAUAUUGUGUACAUCUGAUGUCCAAUGCUCACGAGAACAAAAUAUCAUUGAUUUUAAUAAAUGUUGCUCUUGUUAAACUA